This is a messenger RNA of Musa acuminata subsp. malaccensis (wild Malaysian banana), 1996 nucleotides long. RefSeq lists its product as uncharacterized. NCBI's taxonomy places the organism in Eukaryota, Viridiplantae, Streptophyta, Magnoliopsida, Zingiberales, Musaceae. The record is from RefSeq and is a predicted model, not a curated record.
CACGAAUCGACGCAUCUCGGCCUCUCUUCCAACGAUCCCUUUGUCUCGCGUCUUCAUCUUGUUCUUGCGAGAUUGGAGAUGGAGAAGCUCCGGUUGGAUCUGAUGAAGGAAGCAGAAGCCGUCUGCACUGAGGACGACGAACUGUACGAGGAGAUCGAGGCCCCCAAGUUCGUCGAUUUCACCGUCCCCGACCGAUUCCGCCCGGACGACCGCUCCUGGUUCUGCGCCCGCGUCGGUUGUGAUCAGACUCACGAGGAAGUUGAUCCUGAAGCUCUGUACAGAACCUUUCUGCUUCGGGUCAUGGCGGCAAGAAGCCCCAAUGUGCGACAUCGAAAAGCAUUAGGUCGACCAGCUUCAAGUUUAAUCCCGAGAUGUCCUCAAUCUGCUCCCGCAAAGUCCUCCAAGAGUAGGAUUACGAGAUUGAGCACUAUGAUUGCAGUCCCAGAAAGCACGGCAAAGUCAAAACUGAAGGACCAUCCAAUCUCGAGCUUGAGAUCAACCCCAAGCCGAGACAAGGCAAAACCGCAGCAUUGCCCGAUGAAGGAGGCAUUAACAGAGCCAAGAAGGCAAAGGUGUCUCACCAACCGAGAGGGAUUUCGGAGCGUGAGGCAUCAAAAGGAACCAGUUCCUGUGGUGAAGAAUAAGGCCGUGGUGAGGUCUCUAUUUGACGAUACAACCAAGGAAAGGCCUCUGAGGACGACUACUCCAUCCAAGUCCACUGCUCCCCCUGUAUCAGAGGAUCGUCCCGAGACGAGAAAGCUUAAAGUAGGCAGUCGUAUGAAGAACGUGCCCAGCAGGUAUCUCUGCAUACCGAAAACUCCAAUGAGUUCUAAGAGAGCUGAAGAUUCUGCAAAGAGUUUGAAUAGAGCUAAAGAAACUAAAGUUAGUACAAAGUUGAAAACCGAGCCCUCUUCGAAGAUAUGUGAUCCGUCAGAGAAUCAAGAAAUCAGCCGUGACGGCUCAAGUGACAUGGAAACUGAUGGAAAAUUGAGCAACCUCUGUGUCGCAGCAACUAAUGUUGAAGAGCCUCUUCCAUCUCUGGUUGCGGGAUUAGAGUCUCUGCAAUUAGCUAAAGCGGACUCCACAAGCUUGCAUAGCUCAACAAUGGAGAAUUGCGAGAAAGUUACAGAGAAUGAGGUUCCUCUGCCUCAUGCUUCCAGCAAAAGAUCAGCUAGCGAGGCAGGAAAUGAAGAAAAUUCUACUGAGUUGGAUGAUAAUAAGGAAAAUGCUUCAGACACCAACAAAGGAAGAGUUCUGAAUUCAAAUGCCAAAAGGGAUGCGAGCGAGGACUUUAAGUCUGCAGCUAGUGAGAAUGUUCCCCCAAAGGUACUUCGACCUCAAAUCAACUCCUCUGAUAGAGUAGGAAAGCAUAAGAGAACGACAAACCCGAAGCCUUUUAGACUUAGAAUUGAUGAAAGGGGAAUUCUUAAGGAAGCAAAUCAGGAGAGAAGGCUUCGGAUUGAAGCUCAAGCUCAGAAGCAAGCUGAAUCGACUCUCAGAACGAAGGCAUUAGUUGGCAAAGAGAAAAUAGCCGAAAAACCUCAGAGCAGGCUUCUCAAGAUGGCAUCAUCGAAGCAAACACUCGAGGAUGGAAGUGUGACAGCACUGAGGAAAGCACCAGUUUCACAAACAGGAAGAGAAAACUGCAAGACCACAAGUCCUGCAGUCACGACGUUGAAGGGGAAAAGGCCAGCAGCAACAGUCGCAAGAGAGCCAAACUUCCACAGGAUCCAUCUACCAAAGGGUUGCUCCAAAAGGGUAGAGGUACAGCAGAGCUGAUGAACUCGGUUCCACCUUCAUUCCUUUAUUGAAUGAAUUCUUCAUCUGUGCCUAAAGCUCCCAGCAUCUUUCGUUCAAUUGUUCCAUUGAAUUCUUUAGUGUGUAAAAUGUGAAAGGUCCACCGGAAUUUCCUUUUCUUUUUUGUUUCAAGCAUCCAUCCAAAUAGGACCCAAAUCUAAUUUGACAUGAAGGAUUUAUGGCCUUCUCCUUCCAAGAA